ACUAUAAAUUUUGCAGUGCUGAUUCAUUUUGUACUGAUAAAAUGAAUUACAUGGGAAGCAAAUAUGAAGGUCAUUACAAAAAUGAGCGAAUGGAAGGCAAAGGAACCUACAUUUUACCUACUGGAACCCGUUACGAAGGAGAGUUUAAAAAUGGAAUGUUUCAUGGUAACGGGAAAAUGAUUUUUCCAAAUGGUGGAAUCUUCGUAGGAGAAUGGAAUAGCGGAAAAACUACCACAGGAUGCUUUACAUUUGCUGAUGGCCUUCAAUACAGUGAAGAAAACUGGACCUACUGUCAAUAUCCCGACAGAAGAUUUUGGUCCGAAAUCUGCAACGGUUUGAAACCAGCAGGCAAGUAG
Molecule: messenger RNA, 356 nt
Organism: Limulus polyphemus (Atlantic horseshoe crab)
Lineage: Eukaryota; Metazoa; Arthropoda; Merostomata; Xiphosura; Limulidae
Product: MORN repeat-containing protein 5-like
Exons: 3
Coding region: 42-356 (104 amino acids)
Source: RefSeq, a predicted model, not a curated record